AUGUCUGCCGUUCUGUCCCCUUCCCAGACCGCUGCCCUAUUCGACAUUCUGACCCAUUACGACACCUACGCCCAGAUUCGCGAGUUUCGGAGGCCAGGCAGUCUGGCAAAGUACGGACCCCCUUUUACCGCCCAACAAGACAGCCCAUCCAGUUCACCCGCCCUGCAGGCUCUGGUCUCAAAGUUCCUGCUAAACCUGCCCGGCUUGAACAACCUCCCGGAGAAAUGGUGGACCGUGCAGUGUCAGGAGAUCAUCGAGGGUCUGGAGAGGGCCAACUUGAGCGAGAGCUACGACAAGGGCGUCAUCGGCAGCCGCAAGACCCUCGCCACGGCAAUAUCAGCCCUGAUCGAAUAUCCCGUCAGAGGCACAUUCGCCGGCUUCCCAGAGAUCAAGGACCGCGAUCCAAACUACGACGUCACCAACGCCGAUGAUCUGGGACGGGCCUUUCGGGACUUCCUCAAUGAUUGUGUCUAUGGCAAUAUCCUCGACGACAUGGUCCAGAGAACCGCCGAGACGGACAAGCUCGAAGACCACCCUCAACUGACAAAAGCCGUACACGAGUUUGUACUUGUCAAUAUUGCCUCCCUUAUGCAUUACACGCUUAUCUUGUCACCCAAGGGCCAGUAUUUGCUGAAGCUAGUUGACAAUGCCAAUAAACUGGUGCCCUACAUGGUUCUCAGACAAACACUGAAGAUCGGAAAUGUCGCGACCAUGAUAAAUGCCAUGGUCAAAGUUGGUCUGGCCAAGAUGAGUGUUACCAGUGUGACCAAUUGGAUAGGCUUGACCCAGUCUCAAGAUGAGGGCACGAAUCUCAUGCAAACAAUCAUUUCCACGGUCCUUAACUGGGACAUCAAGGACCUCGAGUCGAAGGGUGCGAAACUCGAGCGAGAACGCGCCAAACUCGGCAAAGAACAGCUGCACGCCUUGAAAGAUUACGCGCACAAACCGCAAGAAGAGCAAGACCGCAUCCGGAAGGAAAGUCAAACGCAGUCCAUAUCAAUUGUGACGGCCAUUUUGAAAGACACCAAAUCGCCGUCGACAGAACUGACCGAAGUCCAUCACAAGCAAGCGUUGGAGUACCUCUCGAUCCACCUCUCCAUUCGCGACCGCAAACAACUAAUCCAAUGUCUCUGUAAAUCGACCCCAGACCACCUCACCCUGUCUGUCCGCGAAGUUGUCGAUGCUUACGAGCCUGUCAUACGACGAAUGCACAAAGCAAUCGAUCUGUCCUCCACACUUUCCGAUUUCGAGUACUUUCUCAAGGACCUGAUCAAGCUCGCAAGAGUCCAAACGGAUAAGUCCAACAAGGCCAUUGUGCCGACUGUGGGAGAUUUUGUCCAGCUCCUCCGCAAACAUCAGCGGUCGUGCCACGUCUUCAUGCACCAGUGUGCUAAGAAUGACAAGGAACUAACCGGUUGGUACCUCGACUGGGCCAAAAAUGCGGCCGCGCAUUUCAGACAAGAGCCCGGUGGCACCCAUUCUGACGUGGUAAAGCACGGCAAGGGCGGAGCUGGCAACUUGACACCGGCCCUGCACGACCUGUUCUCCUCUCUCCCUCAAGAAACACAAUCCCGCAUUCUGCCCAUCCUCGACUCCCACUCCGAAUUUUUGGAUAAAAUGCACGAACAGUCCCUGGCCCGCCUGGCGAACGUGUUGAAGUCGCCGCCGUCUAAAAACCCGGCCAUCGCAAAAAUCUUCUCCGCCAACCACUCCACCCACUCCAGCCGGCAUUCUUCACGCCCAUCCAGCCCCGCUCCACCGUUCGAUCGCAGCGAACGCCCAGCCACACCGACGUCGACACCAGCACCAACAUCCUUCCCCACAAUGGCAUCAGAAAGCGACACGGCCCGCGAGAUCAAAGAGAAUCCUCCACCGGAGGUUUCUUCGAACCCCGGGCCCGGCGCAUUCCUGGCGCGCUGGCAAGCGCUCCUCGACGCCACGCCAAUCACGCCCUUGAGUCAGCAAGGCAGUCUGAAAGCGGCGAGUUCGCCGGAGGUGGUGCAGGCGAGCGCGACGGACGUGGACGGCUCAAAGCUCGUGGAGUUCAAGAACAAGGAGGCAAGGGGGGUAAAGAUCCGCGUGGAGGACCAGAAACCGCACGGAGAGAAUGCGAAAAAUGAGAAGGAAGACGACGACGUGGGAAUCGGAUAUAACGCGCGGAAGAGGCAGAAGCAGUUGAAGAUUGUCAUCGACGCCAUGGGGGACGGGUUUCGGGAUCUGUUGGCCCGGAAGGCGUGUUAUUGGUGA
Cladophialophora bantiana CBS 173.52 is the source of this 2247-nucleotide messenger RNA. RefSeq lists its product as uncharacterized. Gene Ontology annotation, molecular function: phosphatidylinositol binding. The record is from RefSeq and is a predicted model, not a curated record. The transcript is spliced from 3 exons. The coding region runs from base 1 to 2247 and encodes 748 amino acids. Lineage: Eukaryota; Fungi; Ascomycota; Eurotiomycetes; Chaetothyriales; Herpotrichiellaceae.